This is a messenger RNA of Phanerochaete carnosa HHB-10118-sp, 891 nucleotides long. RefSeq lists its product as uncharacterized. NCBI's taxonomy places the organism in Eukaryota, Fungi, Basidiomycota, Agaricomycetes, Polyporales, Phanerochaetaceae. The transcript has a single exon. The record is from RefSeq and is a predicted model, not a curated record. The coding region runs from base 131 to 370 and encodes 79 amino acids.
UUAGUCCAAAUGUGCGCAGUCCGCUUACGCAUGGCCACAGGUGGCCAAAAUUCAACUUGCCAGCGUCCCUGCCAAUGGUGUGGCUGAUGCUCAGACCAUACCACCCUCCGGCCCACCGUCCGUGAGGCUCAUGAAGGUCUUGCGUCUUCCCGAAGAAGAUGAGUCGCCGAUCUCAACGGCACCCGGAAGCCCUGAACUUCCUGCGUCCCUCCUUUUUGGGGAUAUCAACGACGCCGAGGCCCGAGACUGGUCCUUGGAGGUCGACGUGGUCGACGGGAAGCUCGCGCGGCUGGAGAUUGUCGAAGAUAGCGCUGCUUGUGGUAGCGAACUUAGUCCUCUGCCGGGUCUGGAGGGUCUCAGUUUGUGGUGACAGAGGCGUCCGAAAUCCGUACCUUCAGCUCCUUCACGAAUUCAGACGUCUUUUGCCAUUCUAUAGACCACCGCACCCGCACACUAUCGUUCCGAGCAAUCACAUGCAUUUUCUUUAUCGUCGGCUCACUCGCUGUACAUGUAGUAAUCAUCUAGCUAUCCCCUGGGAUUAGUUGUUCUCUCGCCCCUGUGUCACUUCUUCACCUGCGUUGAAAGGGUACCCUAAGUGCAUGUUUACACUGAACUGCGCCACCUAAGACCGUCAAUGUAUCAACAGCGAAAUCUCCCGUGCGAAAAGAAUGUACGCACGGGGAUGCGACAUCUGUCUUGUUUGCCCUGCGAACUGAGACAAACAAACAUCUCGAACCUCGAACCUCAUAAGACUAGCCGCCCACCCCACUGUUUGUUUCUUAACUCUCACUCCCUUCAACCUCAACGCGACAAGAACCCACAAACCAUGUCGAUUGAAGCCGUAGCGUAUCUCUGGAACGUCCCCGCCGCGCCCCACGCGUAUAUGAAGUC